UCUCGUUUUUUCCUCCCACUCUCCAAUUUUUUCUGAAAAGAAAAACCCUAACCUUUCUCUCUGUUCCCUCUCCUCUCUCUCCUGCUCCCUCUCGUUCGCACGCGUCCCUCUCCCUCUCCUUCUCCUGCUCGGUGCCGCCCAUUCCACCGGCGCCGCUCGUGUCCCUCUCCUUCAAGUUCCAUCGCUCCCGGGCUCUGAUACCAUCCGCUGCCGAUCCAUAGUUCUUCACCGAUUGAUGCUUCAUGUAACACUUUCCUUGUUAAACUCCAAGCACUACGUAUCAUUGCUUGCUUCAGGACAAGCUCCAGGACCACUUCAACAAUUUCUAUGAAGAUCUCUUUCAGGAGCUCAGCAAGUUGGAAAUGUAUAUGUUCAGUAAAAAGAGGAAGAUCAUGCCCCCAAUGCUCUGAUGAACCUCACUGGAAGAUUUUUUCAGCUGUAAACUAGUUGGUGGGAUGUUUGUGUUUAUGAUAAGAAAGCCAUUUUCUAGCUUAAAAAAGCCAUUUUUCAAUGUGGGUGUGUUUGUAAUUUGUAAUUUUCUUUGUGUAAGCAAAGUUAAUAAUUUAAUAUUACUGGUUUCAGGUCAAUAUAUUGGAGAUGCUCAAAUGGUUUGACAUUGAGUCAUUUUUAAUUACCUUAUUGUUUGCUGUUAGUAUUACUGAUUUGUUAGUUAGUUUGUGGACAGUCAAGGAAAUGAUCUUAGAAAGAAGACAAUGAACUCUGUCUUCUGGAACUCAAACAUGAUUCAAUGUCUUGAUUACUAGCUCAGAGAUAACACGUCUGAGGUAUUUUCAAGUGCUACUUGUGUAAAUUUAUCAAUAUGGAAAACUAUCUUAUCCUUAUGCAGCAAAUCAGUACUAUAGCUGGUAAUCAAGUGCCUAGCUAUUUUGUGUGGGAAGUCCUUUUUACUAUGUCCAUCAUGGGAUUGGGACUCUUGCUUUUUGCAAUUCUCAUUGGAAACAUACAGAAUUUUCUACAGGCUCUUGGGCGGAGGAAGCUGGAAAUGCAACUUAGAGGUCGUGAUGUUGAGCAAUGGAUGAGCCAUCGGCGCUUACCAGUAGACCUGAGAAGGAGAGUAAGACAGGCUGAACGGUAUAAUUGGGCUGCAACAAGGUGGGUGAAUGAAGAAAUGGUUAUGGAGAAUCUGCCAGAAGAUCUGCAGAGAGACAUUAGACGCCAUCUCUUCAGAUUUGUUAAGGAAAGUAUGGAACUAGAAUGCCAUUAUCUGAAGGGGACGCUUGUGGUGAAGAACUUAUGACAUGGUAUCUUGAACAUUCUUCUGUAAGCUCAGAUGGUAGAAAAGUAAGGCUUCCUGGACAGAGGUUGGUUAGCAACAGGACAG
Messenger RNA from Lotus japonicus, 1342 nucleotides. RefSeq names its product probable cyclic nucleotide-gated ion channel 20, chloroplastic. The transcript is spliced from 7 exons. The record is from RefSeq and is a predicted model, not a curated record. NCBI's taxonomy places the organism in Eukaryota, Viridiplantae, Streptophyta, Magnoliopsida, Fabales, Fabaceae. The coding region runs from base 821 to 1258 and encodes 145 amino acids.